GCAAUGUAGCCGUAGAUGGCGGUAACCAUUUCUUUCUAAUCUGAAUUGUACUGUGUUUCCGGUCAAUCUCUGAAGAAACCACCAACUAUUUCACCGAUUCUAGGAGUCUAUCUAGACAGGAUCCGCCAUGCCGAAGAUGAAAUGCCAACCAUCUCAGAAGGACAUAGUCCGUGCUUACAAGGCAGCCAAGGAGGGCAAGAUGUCCAUACGAGAAGCUGCCCUGAAGUACAACAUUCCCAAGUCGACCCUCAUCGAUAAGGUCAAAGGUAAAAGUCCAUUGGAUUGCAGAAAAGGUCCGAAGCUAUCCUUUCCCCCGAAGAAGAAAAGAGUCUGAGAGACUGGGGAGUGAAGAUGGCUGGAAUCGGAUACACCUGCAUAAGGACACAGAUCAUGUACACUGUCAAGACUAUAAUGGACAAGGAUGAGAAAGAGGGGAGGGGGAGAAAGAAGCGUUUUGGUAACAACAAUCUCCCGGGUAAAGACUGGUGGGGGCGCUUUUGCGAGCGGCACUUGAAACUUAAAAAGCGACUGCACAGGUUGCAGAGAGAACCAAGAAACUGUACAAGUCUGAUGCAGCCCUGUGCAAGUGGCAGACCAGUCUGAAGAAGUUCCUGCAGAAACAAGGAAUCAGGGAUGGCUCCUGUAUCUUUACCUGUACAGCCAAUCGCUUUCUGGUGGAUGGACAUAGGGGUACGGUCAAAUACUGCAAUGCCAAGAGGACCAAGGAGGGGGCGAAGUAUCUUACCGUUCUGACAGCCGCUUCGGCUAAUGGGAAGUUUGUUCCGCCUAUGAUCAUCUAUCCCGGAGACCACGCUGACGUUGAUCUUCUGGAGGAUGAGGCAGUUGAAGGAACGUUCUUCACCAAGAGCCGGAACGGGGAUAUGAGUGUGGAACUCUUCUAUAGUUGGAUUGGGAAUCACUUUCUGGACUACGCACCAACUGGGAAACCCAUCCUGCUCCUUAUCUCGGGGAACUGGCCCUAUGUUGAUAUGUACGUCUCAAGACUUUGCAAAGACAAGCAAAUCAUCUUGUACUGCAUGCCACCGUAUACAAACCUCUUUCAGGAACCAUUGUUGUGGGGCUUCUCAAGGCAACUUCCCCUCGAAUGGAAAAGAGAGUCCAUGAACUUCGAAAUUCUGAAUCCCGGCAUGAAGGUGGACAGGUAUGCUUUCCCUGCCGUCUUCAGCAAUGUCUGGACUCAACAAGCCUCAGGAAGCAACAUCAUGGCAGCGUUUGACAGAAGCAGAAUCUGGCCAGCAGAUUCUAAGAACAGGCAAAGAACUCUUACGGUCCCAGAUCAUUCUAGUGUGCAGUGCUUUGAUGAAGAUGGCAAUGCGAUUGAAGUCGCCAUGUAUGAGGAAGUCACAAGCGAAUGUCCAGCUGAUGUUGUACAAAAAGAAGGAAAUGUAGGAGAUGUGACAUCUAGAGCUGCCACGGAUGGAAAGGUCAAGGAUGGAAAACCCACCUCCUCCAGCAGUUUGAGGAAGCCCAAUCCUUGACUGAGGAACAGAAAGACAUCUUUGAAGCUCGCUUUUUAAUGAUGUUUGAAGGGCAGCAUGAUCUUGUUUACAAUGCUUGGAAAGCCCUCAAGGAACUCCUGGUUAUGAAGCAGGACACAACUGAUGACGAUGAUGGAUCCGACAUCGAUGAUGAUGACAGCCUCCUACGUUGGCUUUGUGAUGAGUCUGAUGAUGAUGUCGAGGAUGAUGAUGAUGAAAAAGAGAACAUUGAAGGAGAGGAGGAUGAUGAGGAAUCUGCUGACGAUGAUGGAAGUAAACCUGAUAGUGACGAUGAGGAUGAAGAUAAGGGCAGUGAUGAAAGCGAAAGUGACUAUGAAGAACUUGAUGGCGAUGAUGAGAUACUUGACCUGUUUGGUUUACCGAGCGAAUUAUCUGAGGAGGUUAUCUCUUCGACUUAUAGAGGGUCUUCCUCGAGAACAGCCAUGUCUCCUUUGAAGAUCACCAGGUACGUCCAUCCAGGAGCAGUAAGCAAUAAGAGAAGAAGAACGAGCAGUGUUUCUCUGGUGGACAAAAAGAAGAAGAAGAAGAAGAAGGAGAAGAAAAGCGAAGAAAAGAGGUGAUGGCUUGUUUCAGUCUGUCCACGACAGGGGCAGAGCAAUGUCUACUGCCUAGAACUCUGUUGAAUUCUCUUGUGAAGGCUUUUAUAAUAAUCAGAAUUAUCAGCAUGUGUAUGUAGUAAGUCUCCAGUGAGCUCUCAUUGCCUUAUUUUUGUUUUAUAACAAACAAAAUCUAAGACAAGAGGAGGUAACCUUUAUAUACCCCAGCCUGUUAACAAUUGCUUCAAACCCAAAUACAAUGGUAAUCACUCAACCAGAAUUUGUCAAUUUUAUAAAUGCUCUACAUGUGUAAAGUAUUUGAAUCACAGUGCCACAUAUUUUCGAUUUGGUUUAGGUAAUAUCUUACUUUGAAAACGAGUUUUCUGUUGAAGAAGUUUGUUUUUGUUUUACGGUUUGAGGUGAAAUAUGCAGCAUUACUCUAGGUCUGUCUAGACCCAUAACUACAGUGUAUGUACCAAAUUGACUAGUCAUGGCAUUAGUCUAGGCAAUACUCAAGGAAACAAUUUUACAAUAGUGCGACAAGAUUUUUUUUAUUUAGAUGAAAUGAUGCUGUGUUGUUUCCAAUGGUUAUGUUUUCUGAGGUCUUAAUGGUAAUUUAGUACAUACAUUUAGGGGCUUUAUAAUGUUAUGCAAUUUUAAAUACUUCCUGGAAAUGUAGAUACAAGUUAAAAGAAGAAAUAUAAUUGCAUAAUAUAUUUAAACCAUGUUUCUUCAUCAGUACUACAUUUGUACCUGGUUCUCAUUGCGGAUAAGUAGUGGGGCCUUAUCUCAUUAUAUAGAAAACUGUUCCAAACAACUCUCAUCAUAACAAGUCAGAGACAUCACUUGUGAAAGGCAUCGUUUAACAAUGUUAAAUCUGAGAUACAUGGUCCUAUGUGUUAUAAGUGUGUGUGAUAUGGUGUAAUAUUGAAGCCCUAAACAAAUGCGCUUCAAAAUGAUCAUGAAGUGCCUCAAAUAAUUAAAAAUCUGUGAGUGACCGGUUUUACCAUACUCAUGUUCCCCAAUAGAAUGUAGUGUUAUAA
Strongylocentrotus purpuratus (purple sea urchin) is the source of this 3099-nucleotide messenger RNA. RefSeq names its product trigger factor. The coding region runs from base 1538 to 2080 and encodes 180 amino acids. NCBI's taxonomy places the organism in Eukaryota, Metazoa, Echinodermata, Echinoidea, Camarodonta, Strongylocentrotidae. The record is from RefSeq and is a predicted model, not a curated record. The transcript has 2 exons.